Messenger RNA from Botrytis cinerea B05.10, 2756 nucleotides. RefSeq lists its product as hypothetical. The record is from RefSeq and is a predicted model, not a curated record. The transcript has a single exon. The coding region runs from base 133 to 2163 and encodes 676 amino acids. NCBI's taxonomy places the organism in Eukaryota, Fungi, Ascomycota, Leotiomycetes, Helotiales, Sclerotiniaceae.
GGACAGCUGACCUGACGAUAUUCAAGCCGUGGCGUGCUUCAAUUGCUCAGCCGUUCGAACGAUAACUCCUGUUGUCUUUAUGUUAUUGCGCAUCAAAAGUUUUGAAUCUUGCAUGUUUCAUAAAUAAUAGUAAUGGAAGUCCUGCCAAACUAUUCUUACACGCCCCUCGACACCUCCAAACCUUCAAUUCGUCUUCUCCGUCUCCAGCGCAACGAACAAGGUUCAAUCAGUGGCUUGCUAGAAAGUUUUCCCCUUGAUGACCCGGAACGUCCGGUCUUUAGAACUUUGUCUUAUGUUUGGGGCCCUAAAGUCUUUCCUCACAACAUCCUUAUCAAUGGGUGUUCGUUUCCUAUACUGAGCAGUCUUCAGCCAUUUUUAGAAAUCAUCUGUGAUGACGAAAAGUUGAAGCAAAGUUGGUGGUGGAUUGACUCAAUUUGCAUUGAUCAGAAUGUGGGAUUGAUCGCAGAAGUGGAGCGCAAUACGCAGGUCGCUAUGAUGAGGAGAAUUUACGAGGAAUCAGAAAGGAGUUUCGGUUGGCUCGGUCCGGGAGACGAUGAGGGCGAGCAAGCAAUCCGCUUUUUGAAGAUGCUAGCAAAUCAGAAGAAAAGAUUAGAUUUGCUUCACCAAAGAAGAUUGGGCGGAGAUAAAAAAGCGAAAGAUGAAGAGCUAGGAAACGAGUUGAGCGAUAGGAAAAAAUGGGCUGCAUUAGAAAAGUUGUUACUGAGGCCUUGGUGGACGAGAGUUUGGACACUUCAAGAGUAUCUUGUUCCGCGAAAAUUUGUGUUUCAGUGCGGACACGAAACCAUAGAUCGGCGGAAAUUGACUAAAGCAAUGAGUACAAUAGGCACAUGCAGGAGAAUCGAUGAGACAUUGCUGGCUCAUAAAGCAUUUGAAGCUCCAUGGAUACGUCGUCGUGUAUUCCAUUGGUAUCAAAGAGGUGCCCCGACACAGUUGAUAGGGUUGAUGGGAUACAUUUCGGAUUACAAAGCUACUGAUCCUAGGGAUAGAAUCUACUCUGUUCUCGGCUUGGCUGCGGAUGGAUUCUUGGCUGAUCCGCCGAGAUAUCAGGACAGUUUUGAAACGGUUUAUUCAAAUUUGGUCAAAAGCUUUGUUGAGAAACACAAGAGUUUGGAUAUUCUCUGCUUCGUGGACCGGUUCCAUUGUUUAGAAUAUUUGAAUGGCCAGCUAAUACUUCCCUCUUGGGUGCCAGAUUGGAGAGCCGAUGUACAGCCGUGGAUGGUUCCUGCAAUAGCUGCUCAAAGUGGUGCAGGUCACAUCGGAAACCUUCGUCCUAUAAUGUUCUGGCAUCCCAAGGGCAACAAUUAUGAUGUUUUUAUGGCUGGAAAGAGCAAUCCCCCUCUAAAAUACAAUUUCUCCACAGAUCUCAGGAUACUGACCUGCCAAGGAGUGUUCGUAGAUCAUGUCGACGGUAUUGGCGGCCUCAAGGUAGUUUACACAGACGAAGAUAAGACAAGCGACGAAAUUGCCGAGGUGUAUCAGAGUAUCGAGUCAACAAGCAUACAUGGAACAACUAAAGCUUCUCAAAGCAACAUCGAGUUACUAACUCAAGCUGAAUUGGAUCCAAAACAGGCAUCUAGAUACAUGGAUCACAUUUUUCGCUGCUUGAUGCUAAAUCGGCAAGACCGAUAUCUUAGUCAGGAUAUAUCAGCCAGGGAAUUUUCGUAUCUAGAGUUCCAAGCAUUUUGCUUCGCGGCAAUGAAAAGGCCAGGUGAUGUGCAUCCCCUGUUUCUCGAUUGGUUUGAACGCAAUCGGACACUCCGAAUCGGUUCCCACUCACUCGAGCAGAUAUGCAGAGCAACACCAUUUCCGGAGUCUGAGUCCUUCGCCGGCUUUGACUUCAUGGAUAUCUCAACCAACGAACAAGGAUUCAUUUCUCGUUUCAGAGAUACCACCAAAUGGAUGGCGCGAAGACUCAUGACCACAGACCAAGGAUUCAUUGGUAUGGUUCCGUGUCGAGCACGGAAAAGCGAUCAAGUUUGGAUCCUGCUUGGAUGUAGCAUUCCUUUAAUUUUGAGAAAAUGGGAGGACAAGAAAGGCUAUCAAGUGAUUGGAGAAUGUUAUCUCCACGGAUAUAUGAGUGGCGAAAUUCAAAAAGAAGUCAUAAGUAGAAUCCGAAUAAUCGAGGAUGUAUGCUUGUUAUGACGAAUAACAUCAACAUUCUUAUUAGUCCGGAGCACAAUUCCGGCUCAGAAACUUAUGAGUUCUUGGUAUUAUAUGGCAUCUCAAGUGUUGUAGUCCCUCAGAUGAUCCAUUAAUGAGAUCGAUCCGACAUUCUGAUCAAUUAGAAUAGGUAAAUUCAAGGCCUAAACCCUUCUUGUCUUUGUGUGUACAGCACUUCUGAUCAUAGAAAUGGUGACCCGCGAUUCCUGGAUAACAGCUGAAUAUUAGUUUACAUCAAUCAUUUAAUAUCCAGCAAAGAAGUUCUGAUAGUCUGAACCUUGAAUAUUUAUGAUAUGCUUUAAAAUGGUCCGACGCUCAAUAGCCAUGAAGUCACUCCCAUGCUCAAGACAGACGCGUCCAAGUACAUAAUCACUGAACGUUGACUUUGAGUAGACAGAAAUUGUACAAGUUCCUACUUUCCCCACAUUUACCAGUACUUGAAGGCUUUAAGUAAAAACUCAGUUUUGACUACUCACCAUCUAAGAACAACGUGAAAAUGGUAGUAGGAAAUGCUCCCCACUCAUACAUUGCAGAUCUCUAUUUUCCAUGAGUUUUUGCAAAUAUCACAUAAAUCA